Molecule: messenger RNA, 2379 nt
Organism: Trypanosoma grayi
Lineage: Eukaryota; Euglenozoa; Kinetoplastea; Trypanosomatida; Trypanosomatidae
Product: putative WD40 repeat protein
Exons: 1
Coding region: 1-2379 (792 amino acids)
Biological process (GO): endonucleolytic cleavage in 5'-ETS of tricistronic rRNA transcript (SSU-rRNA, 5.8S rRNA, LSU-rRNA); endonucleolytic cleavage to generate mature 5'-end of SSU-rRNA from (SSU-rRNA, 5.8S rRNA, LSU-rRNA)
Cellular component (GO): 90S preribosome; small-subunit processome; nucleolus
Molecular function (GO): protein binding; U3 snoRNA binding
Source: RefSeq, a predicted model, not a curated record
AUGGAGGAAAUCAGAGAGGAGGAGGAAGCCAGUGAAUUCAUCUCGUCGGCGAAUUCUCCCGAUGGUGAUGAAAAGAGAAAGGAGUAUGGCACUGCGUUUACGUUGACGCCACUGCGGAGCUGGACGGCGGCGCAGCAAGCUAUUUCCGUCGUUCAGUUCACUCUGAACGGGCGCUACCUCGUCUCCGGCUCGACAGACGGCGGGGUGAAGGUGUGGGAUGUCUUCAACCAUCACCUCACACACAACCUGCGCACCCCGUCUGCCAGCCUCGUGCACACCAUUUAUGUCGAUCCUGUAGAGAGGUUCCUCUGCGUCGGCAGCUUCGAAGGGCACGUUGCCGUGUUUGACUUUGUUGCGAAGACGCUCCUUGCGCACGGACGGCCACACGUCGCGGCUGUUGAGGCACUGAGCUUGACUCCUGACGGCGAGCACCUGCUUUCUAUUGGUCGGGACCGCAAGCUUGCUAUCUGCAGGAUGGCCGCACCAGAGCUGCAGGAGGUGCGCGGUGUUGUUGUGAAGGAGCACGUGUCCACUGCAGUGUUCGAGUCGCCCUUUCGCCUCCACGUCGGUGGAAUGGACGGGACGGUCUCAACGUAUAGCGCCAGCAUCACUGAGCCACUAAGGCUGCUAUGCCGACUAUGUCAACCUGCAACGAGUAAUGUUGCCGCUGAUGACGAGCUGGCGAUUCGCAGCUUGCUGGUUGCCAUGCGUCCCAAGGACAGGGGUGAGGCGGAACUAUUACACGGCUUGAUCGAUGAUGAACGUCUACCCUUGCUGUACGCCGCUGACGCUUCCUUCAACAUCGCUCUCCUCCACCCUGACGCGGGAGCACGCAGCUACUGCUCCACCGCGACGCUGGUCGGCUUCCUAGACCAAGUUCUCGAUGUGGCGGUGCUUCCGCCGGGAUUCCCGUUUCAGCGCAUCGUUGUAACGAAUAGCAAGGAUGUGCGAUGCUAUGCAUCGAGCGGCUGCCUCUCUUCCAAGACGCUGCGUGGGCAUGACGAUAUUGUGCUGGCUUGCGCCGUUUCUGCUGAUGCUCGUGUGGUGGCCACAGCUGGAAAAGAUCGCGAGAUUCGAUUCUGGUCGACCGCCACGUGGGAAACUGUUGCGAUUGGGCAGGGCGGCCACGAGGGCGACAUCACUUGUAUUGCAUUCAACGCAAAAUCGUCGGAGAGCUACAUGUUGGUGUUUUCCGGUGGCACGGAUGAGAACCUGCGACUCUGGGACGUCGGCAUGCACGUUGGCCCCGCGCUACCGAAAGGGAAGGCGGGGGAAGUAGCUGCACCCCCUGUCACAUUCGCGCCCCGCUCUGGCAUUAACUCCGCCCACGAGGGGCCGAUCCACGCGUUGGCGGUUUCUCCCAAUGACCAGUACGUUGCAACUGUUGCGAAGGACAAGAAUGUGAAUCUCUGGACUAUCACGGGCAAGAAGGUUUACCGUGACGCUUCAUUGAAGGGACACCGUCGCGCUGUGACGUCGCUGGCCUUUUCCCCAACAGAUCGCGUGCUGGCGUCAGCGUCGAGUGACGGGAGCAUUCGUCUAUGGUCCCUCGUAUCACUGGCGUGUGUGAAGACGCUACAGGUGGACCGGACACCGGUGCUGCAAGUGGCCUUCUUUAACGCGGGGACGCAACUCGUGACAGGCAACGCUGAGGGUGUUCUGCGUGUGUGGGCAAUUGCGGCGUCGGAGGUGGUCUGGUCAGGCGAGACGCAUGAGGACAGAGUUUGGGCACUGGGCGUCGUUGAGCGCGAAAACGAGGCCGUUCAUUUUCUCUCCGGCUCCGCGGACGGCGUGCUUGUGGCGACGGAGGACUACACAGCUGCGGAAGCUGACCGCGUGCGGUCCGAGCGCCAUGACAUGAUCCUCAAGGAGCAGGAUCUUGCGAACGCGCUACGGAAGGGGCAGUACACCGAGGCCUUUAUGCUCGCACUGAAGUUGAACCACCCGCGCAACCUGCGGCAGGUGAUCGUGAAGUGGUCCGUGAAGGCGCCGCAGGAGUGUGAGGAGUCGCUGCGUCGCACUAUACUUCCCGCCCUCGACGAGGAGCAGCUGGUGCGGCUGCUGCAGUUCACGCGGGAGUGGGUGACCAACGCACGCCACAGCGGUGUUGCGAGUUUGGUGAUGCACAGUGUGCUAGCGGCCCACCACUUCACGUCGCUGGCGUCAAUGCCGGCAAUACGGACGAUUCUAGAGGCGCUGCUGGCGUACAUGCAACGCCACAGCCAACGCCUCCACGAGAUGCUGAGACGAACGUACUACAUUGACUACGUGACGCGCUCUUUGGGUCCGUCGACACUUACAAGUGAGCCGUACUUCAUUCGUGGUGAAGCCCCAGUCGAGGAGCCUGAAGCAAAGAGACAACGCUUGGAGGCAGUUUAG